Clupea harengus (Atlantic herring) is the source of this 6261-nucleotide messenger RNA. It is a transcript of the gene brd4, whose product is annotated as bromodomain containing 4. NCBI's taxonomy places the organism in Eukaryota, Metazoa, Chordata, Actinopteri, Clupeiformes, Clupeidae. Gene Ontology annotation, cellular component: chromatin; nucleus. The transcript has 18 exons. Gene Ontology annotation, biological process: chromatin remodeling; regulation of DNA-templated transcription. The record is from RefSeq and is a predicted model, not a curated record. The coding region runs from base 917 to 5566 and encodes 1549 amino acids.
GAUGUCUCCGUCCUUCAUCUGUAAUGGGUGAGCAAGGCUGUGGGAAGCCUUGAAGUACAGGAUGUUGAUGUCUUUCAGUAUGCAUCAAAAGUUGUGUUGCCAAAGCAAUAUCCAGGAGGCAGCGUAAUGGCUCCAAGAAAAAGGGAGGCUUUCAGUCUCCACUCAGCCGUAGAACCGUCAUCUCUAUUAAUGGUCAGCCAAUCUGUGGAAGGUGUGGCAAGACUGAAAUUGCAUACAGUUCAUGACCAUGACAAUGAGAUGAGAAAAUCUAAAAUCGGUCCAUGAUGAAAGAGCACCCCCCUCCUCCUCCUCCUCCUGUACUCUAGUGGGUACACUGCGGUAGAGGAAGGAAGAAGCUGGGAGGAAGCGAUGGUUCCCAUGGGAAUCGAUCCGAUAUUUCGGUUGCUGCUAGCGACAACGACAGUGACAAUAUCAACUGAUGCAGGGAUGCUGCAGAUAUGGAGAGAAGAUGGAGAGUAGUGGUGAGGUGGGGGCCGGGCUUACUAUGCUACUGAGGAGGAGGAGGAGGAGGGGCAUUAAAAUGGAUGCAGUUACUCCAUACAAGUUAAGAUCACCGGGUGUGUGCUCAUACGCCCAUGGUAGUGGCCGAAGUGCCGGUGUUCUCGGAGUUACAUAAAGUUGAUGAUGGCAAGAAAUGAUAGAUAUAGAGUUGACCAUGGUGUCUGGAUGUGUGAUCGGUAAUGUCUAACGACUUCUUCUCUUUUUCUCCUCCCUCCCUUCUCUUCCUCCCUCUCUCUCCCUUCCUCCAUCCUUCCCUCCUUACAGAGAGCCCAGCGAGGAGUGCAAUGGAAUCAGCGGUCCUCUCUCUGUGGAGCCCGUGCCCGGCUCGCGGCUGAACGAGUGGUGUCCCGCCGGCCCUCCCUCCGCCCCUGUGCCCGCGCCACACCUCGCCAGCAUGGGGGACGGCCUGGACGCAGCGCAGAUGUCGGGCACCAGCAGCAGUAGCAGCGGGCACCAUGGGCAGCUCUCCUCCACGCCCACGGUGCCCAGCCACAACCCGCCUGCCCCAGAGACCUCCAAUCCCCAGCGGCCCAAGCGCCAGACCAACCAGCUGCAGUACCUGCUCAAGGUGGUGCUCAAGUCGCUGUGGAAGCACCAGUUCUCGUGGCCCUUCCAGGCUCCCGUUGAUGCAGUCAAGCUCAUGCUGCCUGAUUAUUACAAAAUUAUUAAGUGUCCUAUGGACAUGGGAACAAUCAAGAAGCGUCUUGAGAACAGCUACUACUGUAACGCCCAAGAAUGUAUCCAAGACUUCAACACCAUGUUCACCAACUGCUACAUUUACAACAAGCCCGGGGACGACAUAGUCUUAAUGGCGGAGGCCCUGGAGAAGAUGUUCCUGCAGAAGAUCUCCGAGAUGCCCACGGAGGAGACGGAGAUCACGGUGAUGACGGGCAAAGGGCGCGGCCGCGGCAGGAGCCGAGACCCAGGCCUUAUCUUGAAACCAGGCUCUGGCCUGGACUCUCCGUCUAUGACCGCCCAGACGCGCGGACUGUCCAACAUGCCCCCAGGACCACAGACCAGAGGCCUGCCGCAGGGCCCCCCCCAGCUACCUCCCCAGCCCAUCAUGCAGCCCAUGCCCCCCCGAGUGCCCCCCUUGCUCCCCACGCAUGCGCCACAGCUGGGGCCACCCUACUCGAUGGGCCCGUUGGACUGCGCCCCCCAGCCCCCGCCCAUCAUAAAGUCUGUGCCUCCCCCCGCCCAGACGGCCCUGCCGCCCCUGCCACCCAUGCCGCACCUGCCGCUCCUGCCGCCCCUGCCCAUCCAGCAGAGCGCCACGCCCAUCCUCCAGAGCGUGCUCCCUCAGCCCAAACAGAGGAAAAGCCAGAAGAGGAAAGCCGAUACGACGACGCCGACGGCGAACGACCAGCUCAGCGAGUCCUCGCCCGCCGAGUCCAAGUCGGGCAAGACGCUGCCGCGGCACGCGAGUGUGCGGCCCGCCAAGCUGCCCAAGAAGGAGGCGCCCGACUCGCAGCACCACCUCGGCAUGCUGGCCAUGGCCGGCUCGCACAGCCCCAAGCAGCAGGAGCAGAUGCGCUACUGCGCCAGCCUCGUCAAGGACAUGUUCUCCAAGAAGCACGCCAACUACGCGUGGCCCUUCUACAAGCCCGUGGACGUGGCUGCGCUGGGCUUGCACGACUACCACGACAUCAUCAAACAUCCCCGUGAUCUCGCCUCCAUCAAGGUUAAGUUGGAUAACAGGCAGUACCGGGACGCAGAGGAGUUUGCGAGCGACGUGCGGUUAAUGUUCUCCAACUGCUACAAGUACAACCCUCCUGACCAUGAAGUGGUUACUAUGGCACGGAAACUACAGGACGUGUUUGAGAUGCGCUUCGCCAAGAUGCCGGACGAGCCCGAGGUGACGCUGGCCCCCGUGCCCGCUCCCAUACUCCACCCAGCCCCCGUCAAGACGCAGCCCCCCAUGGCCCCCCCCUCGUCCUCGGACUCCUCCAGCGACUCAUCCUCCGAGUCAGACUCCUCCACGGACGACUCAGAGGAGGAGCGCGCUCAGAGGCUGGCUGAGCUUCAGGAGCAGCUGAAGGCCGUCCACGAGCAGCUGGCUGCCCUGUCUCAGCCCCAGACCAGCAAACCAAAGAAGAAGGAGAAGGAGAAGAGGGAGAAGAAGAAGGACAAGCACAAAAAGAAAGCGGGAAGCAUGGCGGCAUUAGACGAGAUCCCCGAGCCCCAGAUCCCUGCGCUGCAGCCUUCUAAGAAGAGCAAGAACAACAAGGAUCCGCUGCCUAAGAAGAGCAAGAAACCUGGUAAGAAGGACGGCGUGAAGAUAAACCGCUCCAUCCCUACCCUGAGCGCCAUGCCGCCCACGCUGCAGCCCGUGCCGGGCCUGGACUCUGAGGAGGACCUGCUGGGGUCCGCCGGUGCCACCGGGGGCGGCACGGAGAAGUGUAAGCCCAUGACCUACGAGGAGAAGAGGCAGCUGAGCCUGGACAUCAACAAGCUGCCCGGGGACAAACUGGGCCGCGUGGUGCAUAUCAUUCAGUCGCGCGAGCCCUCGCUCAAGAACUCCAAUCCCGACGAGAUCGAGAUCGACUUUGAGACGCUCAAGCCCUCCACACUGCGAGAGCUGGAGAGAUACGUGUCGUCCUGCCUGCGCAAGAAGAAGAAGCCUCCAGAAAAGACCAUGGAAGCCCUGACUGUAACCAAGACCAAGGGCUCCUCCUCGGACUCAGGCAGUAGCAGUGAGUCCAGCUCCUCAGACAGUGAAGACUCCGAGACAGGAAUGGCAUCAAAGCAGAAGAAGAAGGGCCUCUCGGGGAAGGAGGGCAAAAAGCCUCAUCACCUGCCCCUGCCCCACAUCGCCCCGCUGCCCCUGGCCCAGGUGCUGCAGCCCACAGCCCAGCUGAAGCUGCAGCAGCCGCAGCACCCGUCGCCUGUGGCCUACGUCCCACCGCCCGUCGCGGCCCUGGAGUCCUCGCAGCUCCUGGAGAACACGUUCGACUCCCUGCCCAACUUCGGGCCGCCCCUCAUGCACCUGUCCCACCACGCCAGCGAGUCCUCGUCCCCCGCCGGCCCACCACCCCACCUGGGCGCCCCCCAAUCCGGCGGCUCUGUGUCUCCCGAGACCCAUCGGUUCCUCAAUCAGCACGCCAUCCUCCCCCCUCCAGCCCUGCACAACGCCUUGCCUCAGCAGCCUUCCCGGCCGAGCCACAGGGCGGCCCCUCUGCCUCCCAAGCCCCCCCAGCAGACCAUGCAGCAGCAGCAGCAGCAGCAGCAGCAGCAGCAGCAACAGCCUCCGCCUCCUCAGCAGGCCCUCCAGCCUCAGCAGCUCCAGCCCCAGGCCCAGCCACCCCCCCAGCCCCAGCCCCAGCCCCCCCAGCACCACCUACCCCCCCACCUCAUGCACCCCCCACAACCCCUCCGCCAGCGCCCGCUCUCCCCACCCACCCUCACCCCGCAGGGCCUGCUCUCCUCCCAGCCCCCGCAGAUGCUGCUGGAGGACGACGAAGAGCCCGGACCCACGCUGCCCCUCAACCCCAACCUGCAGCUCUACCUGCAGCACCUACAGCAGGGCAGGCAACAACAACAACAACAACAACAGGCAUCCCUGAUGCAGUCCCUGCCUAAUAGACAGCAGCAGCAGCAGCAGGCAGGGCAGCCUCCUCUCCUUCAGUCCGUGCAGGUCCAGUCUCAACUGGGUCCGCCGCAGUUCCCACCGCAGUCGCAGACCCAGCCGCAGCCUCCGCCAUCCCACCAACCCUCCAGCCAGCAGCAGCAGCUCCAGCAGCAGCACCAGGCCAGGCACAUGCAACAGCAGCAGCAGCAGCAACAACAGCAGCAGCAGCAACAACAACAACAACAACAACAACAGCAACAGCAGCAACAACAACAACAACAACAACAGCAGCAACAGAUGGGCUUCUCCCAGGGCCCCAUGCCCAGCACUCCGACGCAGUCAGCGCCACAUAAAGUGUCCAUGCCCUCCAGUAAAGCACAGCAGAUCAUCCAACAACAACAACAGCCACCGCCGCAGCAGCAGCAGUCACAGCAAUCUCAGCAGCAGCAAUCUCAGCAGCAGCAUCCUUCUCCACGUCAACACAAGGCAGACCCCUACAACACGGGCCACCUGAGGGAGUCUCCGCUCAUGAUGCAUUCCCCCCAGAUCUCCCAGUACCAGCCCAUGCCCCAGUCUCCCCCCCACACUCUGCAGCCCAAAAAAGAGCAGAGGCCACCCUCAGCUCUUGGCGGGUUGAAGGAGGAGAAGCUGCCCCCGUCGCCAGUGAUGCGCGGAGAGCCCUUCAGCCCUGCAAUGCGCCAGGAACCCCACAAGCACCCCGAGGCAAAGGCCAUGCCAGGUCACGGCCAGCAGAGAGAGCCUAAGUCGUCCGACAGCUCGCGACCCGUCAUCCGCUCCUCUGAGUCUAGUGGGCCGCCCCCAAUGCAAGAGAAGGACAAGUUCAAGCAGGAGCCUAAAACACCCGUCGCCCCCAAAAAGGUACAGGACGUGAAGUUAAAGAACAUGGGCUCAUGGGCGAGCCUGGCCCAGAAGUCCACUUCUACGCCGUCGUCGGCACAGAAGUCGUCGAGCGACUGCUUCGAGCAGUUCCGCCGCGCCGCCCGCGAGAAGGAGGAGCGGGAGAAGGCCCUGAAGGCCCAGGCCGAGCAGGCGGAGAAGGACCGUCAGCGCCGUGAGCAGGAGAAGCACCGGGGUCGAGAUGAGGAGGAUUCGCUGGAGCCGAGUCGCCGGCAGCACGAGGAGCCGCGCCGGAGGCAGGAGCAGCCGCAGCCACAGCCGCCGCAGCAGCAGCAGCAGCCUCCACCGCAGCAGCAGGUGCAGCCGCCCCAGCAGCAGCAGCAGCAGCACCCGGCGCAUUCACAGACACAGGGCCAGGUCCACUCGCCAGCCACCCCCCAGCCGUCGCAGGCUCCCCCCACGCCACCGGCCUCCAGCCAGAGUGCUCUGGACCAGCAGCAGAGGGAGCUCCUGCGCCGCAGAGAACAGGAGCGCAGGAGGAGAGAGGCGAUGGCAGCUAUGGUUGACAUGAAUUUCCAAAGUGAUUUAAUGGCCAUCUUUGAGGAGAACUUGUUCUGAGAAGGAUUAUUUUAACUUCCUGUCGAACUGAAAGGAAUUUAAAAACAAAAAAAACUAAUAAAUACACAAGCAGAUCUUGAAUUCCUCUGGGGGAGAAAAAAAACAGAAAUGGGAUCAUGAAAAGCGCAAACGCACGGGACGAUGGAUUUUACGAACCCUGACCUCUGAAUCCUCAACCUCUGAAACAAGCCUGCCAAACUGGUACAGGCUGCAUCCAUGAGUGAAGACGGCCCUGGCCUCCUGCGCUCAGAGGCGUGGAGCCCCUUAGCCUGACUGCCACAGCCGCCUUUCUGCGGCUUCCUUUUUCCUGCGGAUGUGACGUCGUCAUGGCAGCAAAGGGCCGAAGAGGACUUGAUUGGCACAGUGCUCUGCGUGACAGAGCAAAGAGCAGUGGCAGCAGAGCAGCGCGCCGCCACCGUGGAGCGGACGAUUGAAUCCGAUAAUGAUUUAAAUAUUCUUGAUUACCUGUUUAAGGCAUCCAUGAACUGCCAUGCGUUGUGAGGGGGGUAAACAAGACAAGAGGCUGUUUUGUUUUUUCUUUCCCUUCCUUUGGUUUUUGUUUUCUAGGUGAACACAUUCAAGCAGAUCGCGGGGUGGGGGUGGGCACUUAAAUAUGAAAUCUUGAGUUGUCACUUCUCAGGAGAGGAGGUGCAGCUUGCCUUACGCCUCUGACCUGUAAGAAACACACACAAACA